Molecule: messenger RNA, 5166 nt
Organism: Ruditapes philippinarum (Manila clam)
Lineage: Eukaryota; Metazoa; Mollusca; Bivalvia; Venerida; Veneridae
Exons: 20
Coding region: 264-5024 (1586 amino acids)
Biological process (GO): protein ubiquitination; Notch signaling pathway
Source: RefSeq, a predicted model, not a curated record
UUCGUACAAACGAAAUUAAGAUUCCCUCCUCUUGUCCAAUAAGCAUCAUCAGAUCAUCUGAAAAUAACAGCGACGACCUUGAGAACUACUUGCUUAGGUUUGAUGUAUUACUUGAAAAGAAAAUAACAUAUGUUUGUGAAAGGUUACAGGUUACCAACAGGCUUCACGACAAUAACAGCAGUAUUUGGUUAUCCUCAAGCGGCAAACAACUUACUCUCAAAUUUUUAGCGUUCGAUAAUUUACGUGUAGACAAGAAGUUUGUAAUGAAGGAAAGGGACCCAUCUAAAGGUGGCUUUAAAGUUAUUAGAGAUGGCCUUAUCGAAAUCGCAGUUCCAGAUAAGGUGAGUAGAGGACAAACCGAUGACAACAUCAUAGGCAACAUUAUAAACACUACUCUCGGGAAAGUUGCCUCUAGCAGAGCAAAAGUGGUCGCAUUCCUGAUUUCGCCUUUUGCAAACUGGAAUUUCAAUAGUAUCAUGAAAUGUAUGGUAAACAGUUUCGUUGAAUGGCUGUUGAGACCAGGAAUAGAUGAAGGUUUUUCAGUGACACUUUGUGUAGCAAAUCACUCUGAUUUUGUGGAAACAGAUGCAUAUUUUGGAUCUCGUUUAUGGACCAGAAUGAAAGAGUUUAAUCAACCAAAAAUUAAAAUUGAAAAAGGACAUUUGGACAAGGCUGUUGCUGAUGUAAUAGUAAAUACUUUCUCUCCGGAUUUGGACCUUCUAAAUGGCAAAGUUUCUUUAGCACUUCUUAAAGCUGCUGGUCGGGGACUUCAGGAGGAAUGUACAAAAGGGUUCUCUGACGGAAUAAACCCUGAUAUUAUUGUUGUAACUGGUGGCUACGCACUAAAUUGCAAGGCAGUUUUUCACAUUACUCUUCACACUCUUCAAAGAGAACGAAUAUCGGAAUGUUCUAUAUCAACAGCAUCUGACUACAACUAUGAAUCCAUAGCAUUUCCAGCAAUUGGUACAGGUCCGCUUAAAUAUCCAAUAGAAGAAGUGGCCUCUGAAAUGGUAAUGGCAAUAGAAAGGUUUACAAAAUACUACAUAAAAGCAGUUCCAAUAAAAGAAGUACUGAUUGUCAUACAUCCGAAAGAUUCAGAUUUAUUUGAGACCUUCCAGAGAAUGGUUAAACAGCUAGGAACGCGCUCAAUCCGUGCUUCAUCAAGUAGUGCACGGAACAGUUUAACAAAAGAAAACAUUCCUAUUAAAAGCAUUCUAUUGGAGUUUUCUUCUGUGAUACAAGAAAAUCUUAAGAGAGAUAGUCCAACCUUAACCAUUAGAUUCAGAGAAAAUGGUGAUAACGUUGAAUGUAUAUUAGGUGGUACUACACAGGAAGUAGGGAAUGCUAAGUCUAAUUUACUUUCCAUGGAGAGGGAUCUUAAGGAAAAGAAAUUAUUGUUCGCAACAAAUACAUGUUCAGAUCUUAAACGUUUUUCUAUAGAUAUAGAACACAUCGUGAGUAAUGUACUGAAGAACGGUAAUCAGCAUUGCGUCGCCAAACAGGUUAAUAACGAAGUCUUCCUUUAUGGAUUCGACAGAAAUGUGAUUGAUAAAGCAGCCACGUAUUUGUCGAGAAAUAUUUCUCAUAAAGAUUUCAUGCUUUGUGGUAGCCUAAGAGAAAAGAAAGCAGCUGUUACUGAUCAUUUUAAGAAAGGAUAUCAAGACAGAAUAGUUGUUUAUAUUGAUGAGACCUGUCGUCUUAACUUACUAGGUCAGAAAAACGCCGUUGACGAAGCAUGCUCUGAGUAUGUAGAAAUCAGUGAGGGAAGAAAGUCAAUUUCGCCGACGAAUAUGCUUCCACAAGGAAAAACAAAAGUUACACAAAAGUUUGGUCCGCUUGAACCAUUUCUUUUCAGAUUUUUUAGCAAGUCAGUUCAGCUUGAACAGGUGGUAAAUUUGGAAAAAGUUGGUGUAGAAAGGGCUGAAUCAGAUUGUUCCUUUUUUAUUAAAGGCGAGGAAGAAAAUGUUUUACGGGCUAUUGGAUAUCUGAAUGAAAUCUCACCGUCUAUUUGUACAAAUAAACUGAAGAUUUCCUCCUCGGGUCCAAUAAGCAUCAUCAGAUCACCUGAAGAUAAAGGCGAGUUUGAGAAACACUUACAAAAGUUUAAUGUAUUACUUGAAAAGAAAAUAACAUAUGUUUGUGGAAGGUUACAGGUUACCAACAGGCUUCACGACAAUUACAGCAGUAUGUGGUUAUCCUUAAGUGGCAAAACACUUACUGUCAAAUUUUCAGCGUUCGAUGAUUUAUGUGUAGACAAGAAGUUUGUGAUGAACAAGAGGGAUCCAUCUAAAGGUGUCAAAUUUAAAGGUAUAAACGAUGUUCUUGUCGAAAUCGCUGUUCCGGAUAAGGUUAGCCGAGGACAAACCGAUGACAACACGAUAGGCGAGAUUAUAAACACUACUCUUGGGAAAGUUGCUUCUAGCAGCGCAAAAGUGGUAGCAUUUCUGAUUUCGCCUUUUGCAAAUUGGGAUUUCAAAAGUAUCAUGAGAAUUAUGGUAAACAGUUUCGUUGAGUGGCUGAUGACAUCAGGAACAGCUGAAGAGUUUGUUCAACCAAAAAUUAGAAUUGUAAAAGGAUAUUUGGACAAGGCUGUAGCUGACAUUAUAGUAAAUACUGCUUCUCCGGAUUUGGACCUUAGUUAUGGUAAAAUAUCUUCAGCACUACUUAAAGCUGCUGGUCAGGGACUUCAAGAAGAAUGUAAAAAACAGUUCACUGGCGGAAUAAAACCCGAUAUUAUUGCUGUAACAAGUGGCUACGCACUUAAUUGCAAGGCUGUUUUUCACAUCACUCUCCAACGGGCACGGUCAUUGGAUCGCUUUAUUAUAAGUAUACGGAAUGCAAUGAUGCUUUGUUUAAGAACGGCAUCUGGAUACAACUAUAAAUCAAUAGCAUUUCCAGCAAUGGGUACCGGUUCGCUUAAAUAUCCAAUUAAGGAAGUGGCCUCUGAAAUGGUAAUGUCAAUGGAAAGAUAUACAAAGGAAUAUGAAAAAGCAGCUCCGAUAAAUGAAGUACAGAUUGUGGUACACCCAAACAAUUUAGAUAUAUUUGAGACCUUCCAAAGAAUGGUUGACAAGCUAGUGGUAACGCCUACAGAAGUCAAUAUCAUUUUUGAAAUCACUGGAAUGGAAAAAAAUGUGGGUAAAUGUCAAUCAUGGCUCCAGUCUAAAGGUAGACUAACUCCAGAAACACAGACGCACAAAUUCCCUCACGAGGGAAAUAGUGUGCAAGCAACUCCGGAUAAUGCGCCUUCUGUAACACGUCAAAGUCCAGGUACUUCUCACUCUCCAACCGAUCGAUUGCCAGAUACCGGUGGACGUUUUACCAGUGCCAGACCAGAUAGUGCUCAUUUCAAUUUUACUGGCAAACGCUGGCCAGGUGUUGCACAUUCCGUCAUCGGGCACAAUUCAGAUAUUGCAAAUGUCAACAAUUCAAAGUUUAUCAAACAGGAAACAUUUGUCAAUACUGAUGAAGCUGUUAAAGAUCACACAAUUAAAAAUAUCACAAGGGAUCGCCCUGCAUGUUUGAAUAUUUCAUAUGAAUACGACAACAAAACGCUUGUGUGCAAAUUUGAUGAGGUUGGUAUACAGGUUCAAAUUUAUAGUGGAGAUAUAAUCAACUUGCAAAGAAUACAAGCUGUUGUAUGUAGCGAAAACAAAGUAGGAAAUGCCAAAGGUAUCGUAGCGAAGUUAUUGUCGAAAAAUGGAGGUGAAGAAUACCUGCGGGAUAAGGCAACUAAGUUUCGUUGUAUGCCAUCAGUUGGUGAUAUUGUCACAACUUCUGGAGGGAGAAACAGCUAUAUGUGGAUAAUACAUGCUAUUAUGCCGCGGAAAGAGCCACCAGCAAUACGCACAAUGUACCGAAAAAUAUUUGAAGAAGUUGCAGAAAGAAGAUUUACAUCUGUAUCCUUGCCCUUAUUAGGAACAGGUGUAGGUGAUGUGGAUGCAAGAACAUGCACAGAAAUGCUUUUGAAUGAACUAAUACAGUUUUAUCAAACAAGAAAAUGGGAUAAACUCACGAUUCAUGUAGUAAUUAAUGACGAGCAAGUUGCAGUUAUUGUCAAAGAUGUGUUUACUAAGACUAUAGACGAGAUGAAUGCCUCAUAUAAAGAAGAACAACUAGACACAGACAAAUCUGUAAUAAGCAAACUAAAGAGCGAAGCAUCUGGUGGAGAAAUACAUGAAUCACAUGACCAAUUUCCACAUAAAGAAGAACAACUUGACGAAGACAAAUCUGUAGUAAGCAAAUUAAAGAGCGAAGCAUCUGGUGGGGAUGUACAUGCAUCACAUGAUCCAUUUCCACAUAAAGAAGAACAACUUGAUGAAGACAAAUCUGUAAUAAGCAAAUUAAAGAGUGAAGCAUCUGGUGGGGAUGUACUUGAAUCAAAUGAUCGAGUUGAAGCCGUGGAAGACUGUGUUAUAUGUAUGGAUAAAGUCGUAGACGAAAAGAAACUUCCUUGUGGACACGUGUUUUGUGCAGAAUGCAUCGAAGGAUACUUCAGAGUGAGAAUGGUAUGUCCUACGUGUGGGAAAGUUUGCGGGAUCGUAACUGGAGAUCAACCUGAUGGAAGAAUGGAAAUUGUGAAGCAACCUGCCUCUGUUGCAGGAUAUGAGAAAUAUAAAAGCAUUGCUAUAUGCUACACUUUCGAUUCAGGAAUACAAGGGGCUGAACAUCCACACCCUGGGAUGGCUUAUAAAGGCAUACGACGUACUGCCUACUUACCAGAUAACCAACAAGGCAGACAAAUAUGUUGCAUGUUAACAGUUGCAUUUGAACGUCGUCUUGUAUUCACCAUAGGGACUUCAAGAACAACCGGAAAAGAGAGUGUGAUAACAUGGAAUGAUGUCCAUCAUAAAACAGAUAUGAGGCCAAACACGCAGUUUGGUUAUCCAGACGACACAUAUCUUCAGAGAGUAGGUGAAGAACUGGGAGUCAAAGGUGUUACGUUGCAAAAUGUGGAUCAGCAAUUGCUGAGAGAACUUGAAGAUGAUCAAUUUAGAAAAGUCAUUACGAAAAUGGAAAAAUAGAGUUCGGAAUGUUCAGAAUAUGCUUUUAAAUUGCAUUUAGUUGAUCAUGUGAAGAAAAGGAAAACUAAAAUAUGAUUUAAAAUUUCGUGGAAUACAAAUUAUUGUCCUUAUUUACCAUGAUUAUUAUACACAUAGUAACUUA